This is a messenger RNA of Trichomycterus rosablanca, 7182 nucleotides long. RefSeq names its product polycystic kidney disease 2 (gene pkd2). The transcript has 15 exons. The record is from RefSeq and is a predicted model, not a curated record. The coding region runs from base 223 to 2928 and encodes 901 amino acids. Gene Ontology annotation, biological process: release of sequestered calcium ion into cytosol; detection of mechanical stimulus; potassium ion transmembrane transport. Gene Ontology annotation, cellular component: membrane. Gene Ontology annotation, molecular function: calcium ion binding; voltage-gated calcium channel activity; potassium channel activity. Lineage: Eukaryota; Metazoa; Chordata; Actinopteri; Siluriformes; Trichomycteridae.
GGACUAAUUUAGACAAGUAGGCGAAUAACAAGUACAAGUGAUUGUUGUAGUUUUUUUAUUUUUGGUUAGAAAGACAAACACGCAUCAAGGCGAACUUAUUUGGAAAACAGUCCAGUGUGGUUUUUUUUUCUGCUUUGGUGUUUUUUUUUAUUAGUUAAUUAAAUUAGAAAGACGAGUUAAAGCUAAUUUAACUUAAAAAAAAAUCUUAAAACUAAAACUAAAAUGAGUUCCAGUAGAAACAGAUGUCAGCCAAAUAGAGGUGCUGUGGGUUCUGCGCAUGCGCAGAGAUCAGCGACGGCAGCAGCAGAAGGGCUGGAGAUGGAGAUGGAGCGGAUGGAAUCACAGGCUGAAGCAGCAGGUCUCGGGGUGCCCGAGGAUUAUCAGCCGCCAGCAUCCAACUCCGGCUCUAGGCAGGCUUGGAGCCGUGAUAACCCGGGGUUCGAGCCCGAGGAGGGCCUGGAUGCGAACUGGAGGCGUGGACGCAGGUCCCUGUCCGACACUUCGAGCAGCGGGAGCAGCGGACUCGGGAGUUUUCGGCGGGGCGUUUAUCCAACUCCACCUGGAGAGGGGCUGCAGCUCGAACCGCUCGGCUAUGUCCCCAAGAUGCUAAAGAAAAUCAGACGUUUGUGGGGGACUCGUCUUCUGGAGGAGAGAGACACCAGCAGAGAGAUGUAUCUGAAGAACGUUCUUCGAGAGAUGAUUACCUACGUCUUGUUCCUCAUCACGUUAUGUAUCUUAACGUACGGGAUGGUGAGCACCAACAUGUACUACUACACCAAAGCCAUGUCUCAGCUCUUUCUGGAUACGCCCUUGUCAAGUGGAGACUCUACGACCUUCAGAAAUCUUAAUACUAUGGAGCACUUUUGGAAGUACACAGAGGGACCAUUCCUGAACGGGAUGUACUGGGAAAUGUGGUACAACAACCAGAGCUUGCCGGAGAACCAGAGCCUGAUCUACUAUGAGAACCUCCUGCUGGGAGUCCCACGCCUGCGGCAGGUAAAGGUGCUCAACCAGUCCUGUCCUGUUCACGAGGAGCUGAAGGAUGAAGUGUACGACUGCUACGGAGUCUACUCAUCCACCAACGAGGACAAGAAACCCUUCGGCCUGAAGAACGGCACUGCAUGGGUGUACUCUGAGCAGAGCAGCCUGGGUGAGGGCAGUCACUGGGGUGAAGUGGCCACGUACAGAGGAGGAGGCUUCUAUCAGGACCUGUCUCGCACCAGAGACCAGGCAGCAAAGCAGCUCCAGGAACUGAAAACGAACCUGUGGCUGGAUCGAGGCACCAGAGCCGCGUUCCUCGACUUCUCCGUGUACAACGGCAACGUCAACCUCUUCUGCAUUGUUAGACUUCUGGUUGAGUUUCCAGCCACCGGGGGCGCUGUGACGUCCUGGCAGUUUCAGACAGUCCGACUGAUGCGCUACGUCUCCAGCUGGGAUCACUUUGUUGGACUGUGUGAGGUGGUGUUCUGCUUUUUUGUAUUGUACUACCUGGUGCAGGAGGCGCUUGAGAUCCAGCUGCACCGCCUGCGCUACUUCAGAAGCCUGUGGAACUGUCUGGAUGUGCUCAUAGUGACGCUGAGUGUUCCCGCCGUCAUCAUGAACAUCUACAGAACGUCGGCAGUCAACAGCAGGCUGAGGUACCUGCUGGAGAACCACAGCACGUAUGCGAAUUUCAGCUCGCUCGCUAAUCUGCAGGUUCAGUUCAACAACCUGGCAGCAGUCAUCGUCUUCCUGGCCUGGGUCAAACUCUUCAAGUUCAUCAACUUCAAUAAGACGAUGAACCAGCUGUCCACCACCGUGUCCCGCUGUGCCAAAGACCUGCUGGGUUUUGCCAUCAUGUUUUUCAUCGUGUUCCUGGCGUACGCACAGCUGGCAUACCUGGUGUUCGGCACACAACUCAACGACUUCAGCACCUUCCAGGCCUGCAUAUUCACACAGUUCCGGAUCAUUCUGGGAGACUUUGAUUUCUCCGAGCUUGAACAGGCCAACAGGGUCCUCGGGCCGAUUUACUUCACCACCUUCGUCUUCUUCAUGUUCAUGAUUCUGCUGAACAUGUUCUUGGCCAUCAUUAACGACACAUACGCAGAGGUGAAGGCUGAUAUGGCACAGCAGAGAUCUGAGCUGGAGAUUACUGACCUUAUUAAACGGGGCUACCAUAAGGCCAUGGUGAAACUGAGGCUGAGAAAGACGACGGUGGAUGACAUCUCCGACAGUCUGCGUCAGGCUGGAGGGAAACUCAACUUUGACGAGCUCCGACAGGACCUGCGAGGAAAGGGCCACUCGGAUGCUGAGAUUGAAGCCAUUUUCGCUAAGUAUGACCUGGAUGGAGAUCAGGAGCUAACUGAGCAUGAGCACCAGCAGAUGAGAGACGAUCUAGAGAGAGAGAGAGAGGACUUGGAUCUGGAGCGCAGUUCGCUGCCCAGGCCUCUGAGUGGGCGCAGCUUCUCCCGUAGCCAGGACGACUCGGAGGAGGACGACGAUGAGGACAGCGGACACAGCUCACGUCGGCGUGGCAGCAGCUCCGGUGGAGUGUCCUACGAGGAGUUCCAAGUGCUGGUGCGGAGGGUGGAUCGUAUGGAGCACUCGAUCGGCAGUAUUGUGUCCAAGAUCGACGCGGUCAUAGUGAAGCUCGAGGCCAUGGAGAGAGCCAAGCUGAAGAGAAGAGAGGUGCUCAGCAGACUGCUGGACGGUGUUGUGGAGGACGAGAAGAUGGGGAGGGACACGGAGGUUCACAGGGAGCAGAUGGAGAGGCUGGUGAGAGAGGAGCUCGAACGCUGGGAAUCGGACGACGCCAUCUCUCAGGUCAGCCAACAGCAGGCCACUUCAGCCGUGUCGGGAGCUCAUCCCCGUCCACGUAGCACUCGCCCCUCCUCCUCGCUGUCCACCGAGGGUCCAGACAGUGGGGGCAACGGAGGUGCACAGGUGUAAGAUCUCGUCCUCAUACCGAUCACGUGGCCUUAAGAAGUAUUACGACACACUCACUGUGGUAUUUAAAUUUUUAAUGUUGUUUGUAGAUUUUCCACAGUGCACAGAUCCAUCAGGUACUGUUUAGAGUCGCAGUGAUACUCUGUCGGUAUUAGCACAGAUACUGGCACUUAGUUGCCGUAUUUGAAUCAGAGGAAGAGAAUCAAUACCCUGACAUCAAUUCUGAUUUGCACAGUUUAAUUUAGUUUUUUGUUUUGUUGUAAUUAGCUCAUGCUAAACAAUCUUAUUACACUAAAGGAGGGAUUUAGUUUAGCUAUAAAGCAACAGUUCCAACAAUCAUCCAACAAUUUUAACCCAAAGUUUAUACAAUAAUAAAGUCCCUGAGCGCUCAAUGUCUCAGGUGUAGCGUACAAUGGGGACCAAAAGUCUCAGACCACUCGAGAAAUUUAUUCUAUUUUAAUUCUUCAGUUAUCCAUUUCUGUCAAUAUGGUUUACACAAAAUACACCAUCCAGACUUUAUUUCAGUUCGUUCCAUAAGCUAUCAUUUACAUUUAUAGCAACUUACACUUAUCACUGACUAAAGUUCAAGCAAAUUAUGGGUCUUGCUCAGGGGCCCAGCAGUGGCAACUUGUCAGUGGUGGGGCUUGAACCUGCAACCCCAUGAUUACUAGUCCAGUACCCUAUCCGCUGAGCUACCACAAGCUAUCAUAGUUCAAGUUUGCGAAAUCCAACCAGUUAUAGGUCUAUACUAUGCUAACAGUGCUACUAAAAAUUCACUUACUUUAGCCAAAAUUUUAAAAAUGGUUUAACAUGUACUAUUAUAAAAUCUCAUAAGGACAUUUAAAGAAGGUAUGAUGGACGUGUGCUAGUUUGGCACUGAGGUUUAAUAUGCCAGCCCACCACUGCUUCGGAUGUCAGUGGUGCAACCAAGUACUAAUGAUCAGGAAUCUGAUAUUUUACAAAGCUCAUGUUGCACCUUUGGUACUUUUUUUAUUAAAAUCUUUGGUACUGGUGCCCAGGUGGCGCAACAGGAUAUUCCGCUAGCACACCAGAGCCGAGAUUCUGAACUCUCGGCUCUGCCACCGGUCGCCUGGGCGGGCACAAUUGGCAGUGCCUGCAGCAGACAAUAAUUGGCCACCGUGUCUGCUGGGUGGGAUGCGUUUGGGGUCUUUAAACGCUGUGUAAGCAGAAAGCAUGGGCGAACAUAAGGGGUCCGCUGUGCACGGGUCGGAGGAGCAGCAAUAUACCCUCCUCGAGUGCAAUCAGGGACCCCCAGCAGCGGAAGACAGAUUGACUCUGCCAAAUCGUGGGAAAAAGGGGAGAAAAUACAAAAAUUUUAUAGAAAUAAAUCAUUGGUACCUUUUUAUUAAAAGUACCCAAAAUAUUAAGCUGCGUUUCAACAUUUUAUUUAUUUAUUUAGCCAGUUUCUGACUAAGUACUAAACAUACAGGGCCUCACGUAAGACCUCUUUGGGAUUUUUAUCAUUUGAUUUACACAAUACGUCUAACACAGACGCAGCAGUCUAUCACGCUGAGAUCUGGGUUCCAAGCUGGGUUCCAAGCAUUUACACAGACAUGAUUUGCUAUGUCUGGGAAGUUAUGCGAUGAAGUGGUGCCCAGUCCCAUGUUUCCUGGUGAAACUGGACUUGUCCUGACCAGGAUAAAGCAGUAGAUGAAAAAGAAUGUCUCACAGAAUUUCCAAAAGAAAAGAAACAGGCAGAUUUGUGGCAUUUUGCGAUCAAUAUUUGAUUAUUCCACCUUUGGCUGCAUUUACAGACCUUAGGGAUAUGCCUCUUUCACAUUUUAACGUAAGUGGUGGGCUAGCGCACUAAACUGCUGUGCCACCCUGAUUGCAAAACGAGUAUCUGCAGAUUCCAUUUCUAAAGAAACAAUGAAGUGCAUACAUUUAAAAAAAAAAAAACUUUUCAUUAAUUGCAUUUUAUAAACACAAACACAUUGAUUUAUGUUUUAUCAGUUAAUGGUUCAUUUGCAUUGAAGUUAAUGGUGCAUUGAAGGUCUUUAUAAUCUAAUAUCAGUGUUUGUGUAAUGAAGGGAAUCGUGUAGCUUACAGUAUUUACUACUUUAAUUUAAGGCACAAGCAUUUAUCAGUAUGAAGCUUCACUUUUUUGCUGAUGGAGUGGCAUGUUCUGUCAUGUAUUUCCUACACCAGGUCAUGUAUUUACACAUUAAUGCCAUUAUUAAUUUCUUAUGUUAUAUAUAAUGUAACUUAAACAAACUUCGAUUUGGAGUGCAUCUGUUUUCAUGGGAAGCCCAUGUGUUUAAUGUGUACGGCCGAUGUUGUGAAGCAUUUUGCUGAUCCAAGUUUCUUUCUCACUACAUUUAUUUGGCACUACCUAUAUAUUUGUUCUUUAGUUUUGUAUGUUCCUAUAUUGAUGCUGAUAUUCAGUAUGAUGUUUGAUGCAGUAUUGUUGUAGGUGGUGAUAUCCUGAGCCCCUUUCACACGUGCCUCCCUCACACAAAAAUGUACAUGGCUGCAGCCACGUAUAAAUAUAUACCUGAUGCACAUAAUGUGAUGCAAUGUGAUGUAACAAAUCCCACACGGAAUUACACUUUCAAACUUCUAUACAUUUGUUUACUAGUUGUUUAUUCUCUUUACUUAAUGUCUUAUUAUGUAAAUGAUUCACUUGCUUCUUGAUUUAUCUAUAUGCCCCUCCUUCUUACAGCCAGGCCUAUCAGCUGGACAAACAUAGAACUAACAAACAAGGAGUCCGAGGACUCAGUCCUGAGCUUAGUCCCACGUACACUUGUGCAGAGCCACACCCAGGUGCAGCGUGUAAAUAACUAAUUAUUUUUUUUUUUAUUCCUAUUUGAUCCAAUCAUUCAAGGAAGAAUGAACACGGUACGAUCAAAAGUGAUGAGUAUUAUUAAGUGCAUUUUAAAGUGGGACCAGCCACAGCAGCCAUUCGCAGGGUUGUUACAAUCCGAAGUGGGCGGCACGGUGGCUAAGUGGGUAGCCCUGUCGCCUCACAGCAAGAAGGUCCUGGGUUCGAUCCCCAGCUGGGGCGGUCCGGGUCCUUUCUGUGUGGAGUUUGCAUGUUCUUUCGUGUCUGUGUGGGUUUCCUCCGGGAGCUCCGGUUUCCUCCCACAGUCUAAAAACAUGCAGGUGAGUUAAAUUGGAGAUACAAAAUUGUCCAUGACUGUGUUUGAUAUAAACUUGUGAACUGAUGAAUCUUGUGUAAUGAGUAACUACCGUUCCUGUCAUAAAUGUAACCAAAGUGUAAAACAUGACGUUAAAAUCCUAAUAAACAAACAAACAAUCCGAAGUUCCUAGAACAACUGAUAGACACUUCAGGCUACAAAUUUCCAUUAUAAAGUUUAAUUAUAAAGGCCAAAAAAAUUUUACAAAAAAAAAUGCAUUUAUAAUAUUAAUAACUUUUAGGCUUUACAGAUGAGGUUGGAAAUGCAUCUCAAAUGUUUAUUUCUUCUUUAGAGUGAAAACUUUGGUUUAGUUUCUUUAAGUUUUUAUUACAGAAGGUGUUUGUACCCUUCAGCAGGGUUAGGGUGCUGUGAUGAUUACAAAAACAAUAUUAUCAGCAGUAAUAAUAAUAGUAAUGGGGCACUCAGAUGAUGCAGCGUUCCAUCACACUAUCCCAUCACUUGAGAUCUGGGUUUGAAUCUUAGUGGUGCUGUUGGCUGUCCAGGUGUCUAAACACAGACAUAUUGGUUAUGCCUUGAAGGAAACUUGGGGGUGGGGUGUAGAGUGGCAAAGCCCUGCGAUGGUUUGGUGCCCCUUGUCCAAGGUAUUAUUGCCUUGCAGACAAUUUGACUGAGCUUGGCUGAGCAGGCUUGUUUGCAUUUAUCUUACUAUUUAGAUAGUAGGUUUGUACCUGGGCACAGUCUUACCACAACUUUUAUUGUUCACAAAGAAAAACAUGACAGACGUCAGUAUUAAAUGUCUAGCAGUUUGCUGGGAUUGCAGUCAAAGCAUGAUCUGUUGUUGCCAAUAAAGUGGACACAGCUUAAAUUGUUCACUUGUGAAUACCUUUUCACUCUAUGAUCAGUUUAUACACAGUCCUACUAGAGAAUUACUGGUAAAUACCUGGGUAAAGACGCCUGUGUGAAAGGGGCUUUGGUGCACUGGUGGGUAGUAUAAACUUUUAUAAUGUUCAUAUGUUACAGUGAAGGCAGAACUUGUAUCAGCAAACAGCUCUAAAGGUUUUAUUCUGUAUUGUGCUUAAGGUACUUUGGAAUGUUUUUUAUGAAAACUUGUUUGAAAAUAAACAAUAAUAAGCUUUAA